Molecule: messenger RNA, 1836 nt
Organism: Procambarus clarkii (red swamp crayfish)
Lineage: Eukaryota; Metazoa; Arthropoda; Malacostraca; Decapoda; Cambaridae
Source: RefSeq, a predicted model, not a curated record
CUUGCGUAACUGCUUCGUGAAUCUGGCCCCCUAGUAGUGUUGGCCAGUAGCGACGCUGAUUGUCCAGGUUGUGAUGUUAUGUGAGUGACAUGAGCGUAUGUGAUGUAUUCUCCACGCUGGGAGAAUACAUCACAUACAUCACCUCGCUGGGUGGUGGUGGAGGUGGCCAAGAUCUCCACCGCCUCACUCCACGUGCAGUUCAGGAUUUACAAUGCGUGUAUAUUUUUCUGUGAAUGAAAGCCACGUGUUCCCUUGUUUGUAAACACUAACCAAGAAAGCCACGUGUUCCCUUGUUUGUAAACACUAACCAAGAAAGCCACGUGUUCCCUUGUUUGUAAACACUAACCAAGAAAGCCACGUGUUCCCUUGUUUGUAAACACUAACCAAGAAAGCCACGUGUUCCCUUGUUUGUAAACACUAACCAAGAAAGCCACGUGUUCCCUUGUUUGUAAACACUAACCAAGAAAGUCACGUGUUCCCUUGUUUGUAAACACUAGCCAAGAAAGCCACGUGUUCCCUUGUUUGUAAACACUAACCAAGAAAGCCACGUGUUCCCUUGUUUGUAAACACUAACCAAGAAAGCCACGUGUUCCCUUGUUUGUAAACACUAACCAAGAAAGCCACGUGUUCCCUUGUUUGUAAACACUAACCAAGAAAGCCACGUGUUCCCUUGUUUGUAAACACUAACCAAGAAAGCCACGUGUUCCCUUGUUUGUAAACACUAACCAAGAAAGCCACGUGUUCCCUUGUUUGUAAACACUAACCAAGAAAGCCACGUGUUCCCUUGUUUGUAAACACUAACCAAGAAAGCCACGUGUUCCCUUGUUUGUAAACACUAACCAAGAAAGCCACGUGUUCCCUUGUUUGUAAACACUAACCAAGAAAGCCACGUGUUCCCUUGUUUGUAAACACUAACCAAGUAUUAUUUUUUGUUCUUCUGACAGACGGAGAUUGCCAAGCGGCUCAACGCAAUCAUUGCUCAGGUCCUUCCCUUCUUGUCUCAGGAGCACCAGCAGCAGGUGGCCACGGCGGUGGAGAGAGCGAAGCAGGUCACCAUGACGGAGCUGAACGCUAUUAUCGGGAUGCACGCUCAGGCGGGCAUACCCCACGGCGCCCAUGCCCCCACGCUGCCCAUGGCGCCCCACCCGUCCCUGGCGGGCAUGCCUCCGUCCUCCGGAGCCCCGCACGGUCUCCUCUCCGCCGUGUCCUCCGCCUCCCUGAUGGGUCUCCCCGCCCACCCGCUCUCCAUGCUCGGCAAGCCCGACCUCGGCCGCGCCGACGACAAGAGAGAGCGCGCCGAAGAGCGCGCCGCGGCGCUACUCGACGAACGCGCGGAAAGCUGGUGGUCUCCUGGAUUCCCAGUCAUAUGGGUAUGAGUUGGCCAUGACAGCCGAUGAGUUAGCGAGAGGCGGGACCAGCAGACCCUCACAGGCCACCAAUUAGGGCCCCUUCUCACCUCCGUAACCCUUGGGGAACCCCAAAUGGCCCAAUGACACCAAGAAUGAGGCGGAGAGAGCGGCCCCGCGCGCGCCAGGCUGGCGGCGGGCGGUUGUGUUCCGCUCCCGUGCCUUCAACGGCUGCUGCUGCUACGUCGACCUCCACCCUCCCACGGAACACUUGAAACGGGUUCCUGCAGCACGGAACAUUUCCUCACGCGGGAGUGUGUGUCAUUUUCCUUUGUUCAUUGUGUACGGAUUGAAGUCUUAAUAUAUUGUACAGGCGGUAAAGGACAGUGUUUAAAGUCUACGCGCCUUAAACCCAGAAUUGAAUGAUUGAUGCCUAACCCACUCUCCAUUUAUUCCCGCCCCCCCCAUUUCCCGCCCCCCCCCAUUUCCC